Molecule: messenger RNA, 1168 nt
Organism: Rubroshorea leprosula
Lineage: Eukaryota; Viridiplantae; Streptophyta; Magnoliopsida; Malvales; Dipterocarpaceae
Source: the annotation of a GenBank genome assembly
AGAUAAUCAUGAGUAAAUAAAUUCCAAAUGUAAUGCUUAAAAAUAUCUUCCCCCUUUCACACUAGAAUUAAUGGAAGCAACAGCGAGCAUGCCAUCCAGUCUUCCCCUCCUCCCACCAGGAUUCCGGUUUCAUCCUACAGAUGAGGAGCUCAUCAUCCAUUACCUUAAGCAGAAAGUCUCCUCCUUAAAUCCCCUUGUUUCGAUCAUUGCUGAUGUUAAUAUCUACAAGUUCAAUCCAUGGGAGCUUCCUGAGAAGGCCAAUUUUGGGGACACAGAGUGGUUUUUCUUUAGUCCAAGAGACCGGAAGUAUCCCAAAGGAGGGCGUCCAAACAGGGCAGCUGCCUCUGGUUACUGGAAAGCCACCGGAACUGAUAAACCAAUCCUCUCCUCCACUGGAACACAGUGUCUUGGGGUGAAGAAAGCCCUUGUGUUCUACAAGGGUAGGCCUCCAAAAGGUGAAAAAACCAAUUGGAUGAUGAUGGAAUACCGGCUUCUUGAUGAUUCCCUUCAGUCUCCUAGGCUUAGGGGAUCCAUGAGAUUGGAUGAUUGGGUUUUAUGCCGAGUUUGUCAGAGACUGAAUCAGAUUGCCCAACAGACAGGAGGAGGAAUCUAUGACAGCAGUUGCAGCAACUCCCCUUCAUCAAUCUACCAAAGCAGUUUAGAAAAUUCUCCUGCAUCUACCAUUCUGGGGUCCUUACAGGGUCAAGAGGUACCGGAUAACAAUAUCCUGAAGUUCUAUGAAUAUGAGCUGCAGCAUUCCAUGAUGGCUCCCCUGGAAAGUGAAGAUGAACAAGGGCUAGGAGAAAUUUUCCAGGAAUGCUCUCCAGAGUACCCCGAUUCAGCUAUGGCGAGUUCAUCUAAUUCUGUCAAAAACGUGCUGAAAUCCAUUGAAAGGGCACUUUCAGUUGGAAGUCUGGACGAUUUGGUCCAUCCCAAGAAGAGAUUGAAUGCAACUGCAACAAGUAACAGAGACAACAUGUGCAAUGGUUUCGAGAUUCCACCGAACACUCCAACAACAAACAUGCCGUGUUUCUCUUUGAGUUGAUACAGACAGAAUUGCAUUGGCAUUUUAAGGUUUCAUGUAAUAUCAAAUGACAAAAUAAUGAUUGAACUCAUCAACCAAAACAUGAAUUUUCAUGGACAAAGAGAAUAAAAGAUUUCGUUAGCU